CGCGACAGGAAGUUGGCUUGAAAACAAGACGGAAACUGAAGUUAUCCUAAAAAUGGAUUAAAAUUUAAAAGUGUUGUUAUUGUCUUCGAGUUGCGGACGCUUCAGAUGAUGUCUAACACGGCGAGGAGCGGAGACAUCAUCCACCUGAAUGUCGGAGGGAAGAGGUUCAGCACCUCCCGACAGACCCUGACGUGGGUUCCUGACUCCUUUUUCUCUAGUCUGUUGAGUGGUCGGAUCUCUACUCUGAAGGAUGAAACCGGAGCUAUCUUCAUCGACAGGGACCCCUCUCUGUUCGCUCCCAUCCUCAACUUCCUGCGGACCAAAGAGCUGUACCCCCGCUCCAUCAACGUGCACAUGCUCAUGCACGAGGCCGAGUUCUACGGCAUCACACCGCUGGUACGUAAGCUGCAGCUGUGUGACGAGCUGGACCGGUCUUCCUGCGGAAACGUGCUGUUCAAUGGCUACCUGCCUCCACCAGUGUACCCAGCGAAGCGUCGUAACCGUCACAGUGUGGCGGGGUCGCAGUUCAUGGGGGCCCGGAUCAUGCCCGUAGAGAGGGCCCCGGUCAGACGCAGCAACACCAUGCCCCCCAACCUGGGGAACUCCGGGAUACUGGGCAGGGCCAGCACUGAAGACAGGCCGUCAGGAGGUCAGUCGUCAGAUUCCGGCAUGGUUCGGAUCGUCUGCGGUCAUCAUAACUGGAUCGCUGUGGCCUACACACAGUUUGUCGUCUGCUACAGGGUGAAGGAGUCGACCGGGUGGCAGCAGGUCUUCACCUCUCCUCGUCUGGAUUGGGUGAUUGACAGAGUCGCGCUCAACGCCAAGGUGAUGGGCGGCUCGCUGGGAGACAAUGACAAGAUGGUGGCUGUUGCCUCGGUGACAGAGAUCAUCCUGUGGGCCAUCUGUCCAGACGGCAACGGAAAUGAAAUUGGCGUCUUCAGUCUGAAUGUGCCGGUGGAGGCGCUCUUCUUCGUCGGCAACCAGCUGAUCGCCACCAGCCACACCGGGAAGGUCGGCGUGUGGAACGCCGUCACCAAACACUGGCAGAACCAGGACGUGGUUCCUAUCAGCAGCUAUGACACUGCCGGCUCCUUCCUCAUCCUGGGCUGCAACAACGGAUCCAUCUACUAUAUAGAUGUUCAGAAGUUUCCUCUGAGGAUGAAGGAUAACGAUCUGCUGGUGACGGAGCUGUACAGAGACCCGACUGAAGACGCCAUCACUGCUCUCAGUGUCUACCUCACGCCUAAAACUAGUGACAGUGGGAACUGGAUCGAGAUCGCGUAUGGGACCAGCUCUGGGACGGUUCGAGUCAUCGUUCAGCAUCCAGAGACCGUCGGCUCGGGGCCUCAGCUCUUCCAGACCUUCUCUGUCCACCGCAGCCCCGUUACCAAGAUCAUGCUGUCCGAGAAACACCUCAUUUCAGUUUGUGCGGACAACAACCACGUCCGAACGUGGACGGUGACUCGGUUCAGAGGGAUGAUCUCCACCCAGCCCGGAUCCACGCCGCUCACCUCCUUCAAGAUCCUCAGCCUGGACGACGUCGACGGACACGGAGGCUGCAGUGCCGGGACAGAGAUAGGUCCAUAUGGGGAGAGAGACGACCAGCAGGUUUUUAUUCAGAGAGUCGUACCGGACACCGAUAAACUGUACGUCAGACUGUCGUCCAACGGAAAGAGGGUGUGUGAGGUGCGUUCGGUGGACGGCACCUCCAUCACGGCCUUCAUGGUCCACGAGUGCGAGGGCUCGAGUCGCAUUGGCUCCCGGCCUCGGCGCUACCUGUUCAGCGGCCACGGCAACGGCAGCAUCCAGAUGUGGGACCUGACCACCGCCAUGGAGAUCGCCGGCAAGGUCGACAUCAGAGCGCUGGGCGGGCCAACAGAGGAGGAGCUGCUGGAGCUAUUGGAUCAGUGUGACCUGGCUCCUACCAGAACACCUGACAGCACACCGAGAGCCUCUACCUGCAGUCUUCACUCCCAGCUCGGCGAAGGCUUCAGGGCGGAGCGUAUCCACUCUGCAGGAGGAGGACGAGGAGCCGGAGCUUCGGGUUCGUCAGCUUCGCUGUGCGGCAGCCUCCCCCGGCAGGCUCCGUCCCCCAUGCCGCUAGCCAAACCUGUCCGAGACCUCGGCCUCUCAGCCGGGCCCGCAGGCGGACUGGAGAGCCUCGCCGUCGCCGUCGCCGGCCCCGCCUACACCCACAGCUCCACCUCCAGCCCUAACCAGACCGCCAGCCCCCGUCCCCCCAGGCACCUGGACCGGGACAGAGAAUGGGCUAUCCGCAGGGGGAGCUUCGUGGAGCGCUGCCAGGAGCUCGCUAAGGGUUCAGAGGCAGCUGGGGGCUCCGGGUUUGGGGUCCUGGCGGGGUCAGAGGGCAUCAGGCGUAGCUUGGCAAUGUGCAGCGAGUUAGAGGCCAGAUUCGGCCUGAGGACCCCCACCACCUUCUCUGUGUCACCCGGUGCUCGCCAUUCACCUGGAACACCUUCAUCACUGUCAUCAUCUCAGGCAUCCUCAUUUUCACCACACCCCAGGGCCACGCCUACUUCCCCAACAAGCCCCACCCCCUCAGCGGUGAGCCCCACCCGGUCUCAGACCCCCGUCUCACCUCACCACGGCGCUGCAGCCUCUCCCGCUGACAUCCCAGCAUCACCCGAGAGCCCAACGAGCCCGGACAGCCCCGCCGCCGGUUCCCCCACCGCUCCCCCCACCAGCCCCAAACCACAUAUGAACGAGACCAGCUUCUGAUUGGCUGAUGUGACUGAGACUCAGAUGCUCAGGGCGAAUCAGUGGAAGACCGAAAAAGUGAAAUAAUUCCUGUCAGAACAGACGGAGUUGAUCCUGAGAGCUGAAACACGUUUUCAGCAGGUUUGGAUUUCUCUCGUCACAUGUUGAGACGUGAAGCCCGAACAGCUGCCAGUCGGCUGUCGAGUACAGUCCCGUUGCCACGGUUACCACAUGCAAGUUGACAAGAUGACGACUAAUGAACUAACGUCAGGCUUGAAAGUCUCCACUAACUGUUUUACUGAAGCUGCACUAAUCAAUAUUUUUACAUUAUCAGUAAAUCAAACGACUCACUGUAACCUUGAAGCCAGUAACCGUUCGCUAAACCCCAUCCCAGAGUUACUGUUGCCGGACGUUGCGUUCUCACACAGAACGUGUACAGUUUAUAGUGCCAGUGACAAAUUUAUCAUCACCAGAAUUCACAGUCGUUUCUGAAACAGCGGAUCCUUGAUUUCAGACAGUCAGACACAAAAGCAGCUUCUGGUUUCUAGCAGACGAUCGUCGAUCGUCGACGCCUGAAAGGAUGACUGAGCAAAUCUACAGAACUAAAGACUUCAUCAGUGUUGCCAGACGGGACAGACUGAACCCGUGCAGUUUUAUAUAAAAAAGAAGAAGAAGAAGAAUCAGUCCUCCGACAAACUCUAACUGGAAAAAAUUCAGAGAUAAUGUUACGUUAAACAUAAACAUUAAAAAAAAAAAUCGCAAAAUAAUGACUGGAAUAGGAAAACAGUUUCUACGUAGUUGUACUAAACGGAAGUGACGUUUAGUUUUGUUGGUCAUCACCUAAUACAGCCAAACUUUCUGAGGGUGGAAACCUUGCAAAUGGAACAAAAAGAGAACCUAAAUUAUCAUAGUUAAAUAAAAAGCGUCCUGGUUGGGUGGAACACAACACUGUUCAUCAUCCCCACCAGUAAAUGAUCCAUGUAGAAGGAAAUAAAGACACAGUAUUGUUGUCUUACAUGUAAGAGCUCAUUAGUUGUAGUGUUUAUAGUGUUGGAAGCUAUGAGACUCUUGUGCUAGAUGAGGGUUACAGUCCCAGGAAUCCACGGUUCCAGGAAUCCACGGUUAACGAAACGAGACGCUGCUGUUGUCUUUCUCUGAAAUCAGGGAGCCACUGUCUCCAAAAUUACUAAUUAAUUUGCCAUUGUCGUCGCUGCUGUGUGAGAAUGGAGCAGCUAGAAGAUAAAUGGCUGUAAAAAGCCACUGUCCAACACCUGCUCAGCAGCAACCGGCAGACAGACCCAGUCAGAGACCAGCUGGUGAACAUAGUGGAGCAUUUAGCAGCUGAAGAGCCUGAGGUUUCCCUCAGGAGCUGGUGGAGACCAAAACUGGAGCUAAAAGAGAGGGAACACAGGACACAGGCAGCGCUCCAGAAGAAAUGUCACGUUGCUCUGUGUUUUCAGCUUCUUCCACUGCCCCCAAGUGACAGAAAAAAGACGGUUCCUCCAGCCUUAACUGCUGUUUAUCUUUGUUUUUGUAGCUUUUUGAUAACCAACAGACGAGUCCUUCUAACCACAACCUUUUCUAUCUGUUCCUCUUCUGACUAUGACAGUCUGAGUCUGCUUUGAACCAAAAGAAAAAAAAGUUUGUAUAGAAGCUUUAUUUUUUUUAAUUUGUAUGUUUGAAAUCCUGCAGUUUGGGUGGUUCAGCAACCCGUAAAUUCUCGCUGUGAUGAACAAAAACACGUCAUCUUCUGUCCGUUCGUUCCUUCACUGACCCGAACCCCAACGUCUCACCGUCUCCGUCACAGUGUUCUUUGAUUUUCUGUUGAUGCCGGCACAUUAUCCUCGGUUCUCUGACACCAAACCAAACCGGUGAAAAAGAAAGCGAUCUUUCUGACGCCAUAUUGUACAGGUCCGCAGUUUCCGAAUAAUUCCUGGACAGAGGUUUGCGGUUACUAAUCACACGGAAAAUUGGAAGUUCCUUGGAAGAACUGCUCCAUUUAAACCCCAACA
Messenger RNA from Xiphias gladius (swordfish), 4730 nucleotides. Its product is annotated as SH3KBP1-binding protein 1-like. NCBI's taxonomy places the organism in Eukaryota, Metazoa, Chordata, Actinopteri, Istiophoriformes, Xiphiidae. Gene Ontology annotation, molecular function: protein binding. Gene Ontology annotation, biological process: protein homooligomerization. The record is from RefSeq and is a predicted model, not a curated record.